Molecule: messenger RNA, 6500 nt
Organism: Spodoptera frugiperda (fall armyworm)
Lineage: Eukaryota; Metazoa; Arthropoda; Insecta; Lepidoptera; Noctuidae
Gene: Frl
Product: formin-like protein
Exons: 17
Coding region: 229-3468 (1079 amino acids)
Biological process (GO): cortical actin cytoskeleton organization; regulation of cell shape; cell migration
Cellular component (GO): cytosol
Molecular function (GO): small GTPase binding; actin filament binding
Source: RefSeq, a predicted model, not a curated record
CAGUUCAUACUUCAUACGUUUGGCUCGGCCUUCGCCCUUCGCUCGAGUUUGCUUUGUUGUUGCCUGCAGUUGCCGACGAACUAGUUUUGCGCCUCGCCGCGACCGUGUGAUGUGACCUGUUGAUUUAUUACUCAUCGUGUUUUGUGCUUUUGUCUGUGAUAAAAAUGACAUGAUGCUGUUUAAAAAUGUUUUAAGUGGUGCGCGUUAAGUGUUUGUGUUCAGUGUAAAAUGGGUUUGAUAACUUCAAGGGAGCAGACAAUGUUGGACGGUCCGGUGGCGUCGGCGAAGAGCCACCAUGUACGGCAGCCUUCGACUAGGAACCGGACGAAACCCCCGAUGCCGGACCGGGAUGAGUUGGAAAACCGUUUCGUCAAAGUUUUGGCGUCUAUGGACCUUCCCCCGGACAAAGCGAAACUGCUACGCAACUAUGACCUGGAGAAGAAAUGGGAGAUCAUCUGCGACCAGGACAUGGUGCAGGCGAAGGACUCGCCGGCGCACUACCUCAACAAGCUCAGAACGUACCUCGACCCCAAAGCUUCCAGGAGUCACAGGAAACGAAAAAUGGUCGGCGACUCAACUUCGACGCAAGUCCUCAGGGACUUGGAGAUUUCGUUACGAACAAACCAUAUAGAAUGGGUGCGCGAAUUCCUAAACGAACAAAACCAGGGUCUGGACGUGCUGAUCGACUACCUGAGCUUCAGGCUCAGCAUGAUGCGGCAUGAGCAGAGGAUCGCACUCGCUAGGAGUCAGUCCAGCGAUGGGAUCAACCAAGUAAACACAACAACAUCAGAAUGCAGUGGUCCAACAGAAACAGGGUCCACAAUGUCGGCUUCGUGGCGGCGGAGGGCGCGCAGUGCAGAGGCCGAGUGUGAGGGUGCAGCGAGCCCCGCCGUUGCUAGGCGACGGACGAGGCACGCCGCCCGGCUGAACAUGGGCGCCUCCACCGAUGAUAUACACGUCUGCAUCAUGUGCAUGCGGGCUAUCAUGAAUAAUAAGUAUGGCUUCAACAUGGUGAUCCAGCAUCGUGAAGCGAUCAACAGUAUAGCUCUCUCCCUGGUCCACCACUCGCUGCGGACCAAAGCCCUGGUGCUGGAACUGCUGGCUGCCAUCUGCCUGGUCAAGGGCGGCCACCAGAUCAUACUCUCUGCCUUCGAUAACUUUAAAGAGGUCGUUGGAGAGCCCCGGCGGUUUCACACGCUCAUGGAGUACUUUAUGAAUUAUGAUAAUUUUCAUAUUGAGUUUAUGGUGGCGUGCAUGCAGUUUGUGAAUAUAAUAGUGCAUUCUGUGGAGGACAUGAACUUCAGAGUGCAUCUACAGUAUGAGUUCACUGCGCUAAAGCUGGACGACUAUCUCGAGAGGCUACGGUUGUGUGAGAGCGAUGACUUACAGGUGCAAAUCUCAGCGUACUUGGACAACGUGUUCGACGUGGCCGCGUUGAUGGAGGACAGCGAGACCAAGACUGCAGCUCUCGAGAAGGUCAACGAACUCGAAGAUGAAUUAGGACAUGCACACGAAAGAAUGGCGGCACUAGAGAGAGAAGCUAUAGCGAAGCUGGCGACCCUGGAGUCGGAGCUGGCGGCUGUUAGAGCCGAGAGAGACCAGCUCGCUGAGGCCAGGAGACAGGUCGUGGAGGAGGUAUCGACGCUACGUCGCGCGCAGCAGGACUCGCGCAACCGGCAGUCGAUGUUGGAGUCCAAGGUCCAGGAACUUGAAUCUCUCACCAAAUCCCUGCCCAGGGGAGCUUCCAUGGGUGCUAUAUCCUCACACGCGUUAUGCAACGGCACUACAAAUGGUCACGGCGGUUCCUCUCCUCCCCUUCCAAACGGUGAUACGCCGACAUCAAAGUGUCCCCCUCCCCCUCCGCCACCCGCGCCGGCCCCGCCCGCACCACCCGCACCCCCUCCAGCAGCCCCAUGUCCCCCACCCCCUCCUCCACCACCGCUGCUAGCUCCCGCACCCCCUCCCCCCGCACCCCCUGCACCCGGCCUCAUGGCACCCCCCAUGCACACAGACGCCAUGACCAUCAAGAGGAAGGUGGAUACUAAGUAUAAGCUGCCCACGCUCAACUGGAUCGCGCUCAAACCUAAUCAAGUACGCGGCACAAUAUUCAACGAACUAGACGAGGAGCGCCCCCGCCGCCGGAUCAACUUCGCGGAGUUCGAGGAGAAGUUCCGGCUGGGGGGCGCGGUGGGCGCCGCCCCCGACCCCGACAGCGACACCCUCGCCUCCUUCCCCAGCAAGAGGUUCAGGAAACCAGACACCGUGUCGUUGCUGGAGCAUACAAGGCUUAGGAAUAUAGCAAUAUCAAGAAGAAAGCUCGACACACCCGUAGAAAAGGUGAUCGCAGCCGUCAACAGUUUAGACCUCAAACAGCUACCACUAGAAAGCGUAGAGAUCCUUCAGCGUAUGGUGCCGACAGAGGCAGAACAGAAAGCAUACAAAGAAUAUGUCGCUGAGAAGAAACCAAUAAACCAACUAACGGAGGAAGACAAAUUCCUAAUGCAACUGACCAAAGUAGAACGCAUAUCGGCGAAGCUCUCCAUCAUGAGCUAUAUGGGAAAUUUCUUCGACAACAUUCACCUGAUCACGCCGCAAAUACAUGCCAUCAUUUCUGGCUCCUCCUCAGUCAAAUCGUCCACAAAACUACGCAAUGUACUGGAAAUUAUUCUAGCAUUUGGUAAUUAUUUGAAUAGUAGUAAGCGGGGGCCGGCGUACGGUUUCAAACUGCAGUCUUUGGAUACGCUGAUGGAUACCAAGUCGACGGAUAAGAGAAUAUCUCUCCUGCACUACAUCGUGGCCACCAUUAGACAGAACUUCCCCGAGCUGAUGAACUUCGAUACCGAGCUGCUGUACAUCGAUAAGGCGGCUCAAGUGUCCCUGGAGAACGUGGCGGGCGACGUGUCGGAGUUGGAGCGCGGCAUGGAGCUGGUCCGGCGCGAGGCGGAGGCCCGCGACUGCCUGCGGGCCGCGCCCCACGUGCUGCGGGACUUCCUCGCCAACGCCAGCGACAAGCUGCGCCGGCUCCGGGGGGAGACCAAACAUGCACAGGACUCGUUCGCGUCCUGUGUGGAGUACUUCGGUGAGGCGCCGCGAGGCUGCGACGCCAAUGCUUUCUUCUCGCUGCUCGUCCGGUUCACGAGAGCGUUCAAGCAAGCAGACGCGGAGAACGAGCAGCGCCGGCGGCUGGAGCAGGCCGCGCAGCACGCCGACCACGUCGACCCCAACAAGGCCAAGCUCGCGCAGAAGAAGCAACAGGAGGCUGUAAUCAACGAAUUAAAAACGAAAUCUCAGGCCGUCGGCGAAAAGAAACUGCUUCACCAAGACGAGGUAUACAACGGAGCGCUGGAGGACAUCUUGCAUGGCUUAAGGAGCGAGCCCUACCGCCGCGCUGACGCCGUCCGGCGCUCGCACCGCCGCCGCAUCAACUCCCACCGACUGUCCAAGGGACUCGAGGAACUGGAUGUAUGAUACGAGCUCGACUCCAGUGACGCACUGGAAUCCCCCGUACAAAACGCAGUCAACUCCAUCAACGCUAGGUGCAACACGGACAAAAAGAAACGGCGCAAGGACCUCGAGAUGGUCCACAAAAAACAAUCGAUAGCUAUCUACAACAUAGAGGACAAUGUGACUGAGUUCCCCCCCAGCGAGCCCCGGAAGAGGUCCACGUACCGCGUGGCCCCCGCGCCCAUGGACUGCGAGGUCGAGGAGCGCUGCGAGCUCAUCAAGUCUACUUACGAAGUCAUUUCGAAGUACACGAGAGCCAUGUUUGAUAAACAAAACGAAACCGUCGUAUGAACGAUGUGCCUAUUUUAUAUUUCGCGUGUAUUGCACUCAUUUACUUAGUCUUAAAUAUAUAUUCAACGUUAUUGGCUUGUAGUUAAAUUGGCCUAAAAGGUACGGAGUUAUAAACGUCCAAUUACAGACAAUUCGAUUUUUGAAACCGUUAAGUGUUGCCAUUUAAAAAUAAUUACCCUGAAAGCCGGGUGCAAUAUAUGUAAGAGUAUACUAACUUUGAUACGCCUACGAUUCAUUCCAUUCCACACGCGACAGCGAUAUCCAGUAUUUUGCUACGAUACCAUUUACACGAGUGUUUUUAAUUUUCUAUACGAAAGCUUAGCUUUUAGUAUUUUUGUAUGUGCCCAUAGCUAAUUCAGACACUCAAUAAAAUACUUUUUAAUGGAACUGAGUCACGAAUCUCAAGCACAAAAUUAAAAAGAAUAGGACCAAAUUCGAAUAUAGAAUUCAAUAGAGAAAUCUCGUGAAGCUAUGGGCAGUUAGUCCCGCUAGAUCAAAAAUGGCCUUUGAAAUUAGACGCACAGGUUUUGUACCGCGAUUUUUUCGAAUUUUAACAUAGGAAAUAGGUAUAAAUGUAACAGUGUCCUUAUAUAUGUACACAUAUACACGAAUAUGAACCAAUAAACGAUUUUUAGUAAUAUAUAAUUGAUAAAUAUAGUAUGUAACAUACGCAUUUAUGAUAAUAGCAUUUUUACCUACUUGUGAUAGUUCAAAUUUCUUUUGUAAACGAUAUAAUGUUUAUUGGCUCCCUUGUUUUCCUUUUAAAAUACAGUAAUUAUUUUAUCAUGCAUAGUUUAAGUGUAAGUGUUCUUGUUCAUCUAUUGUGAACUUUAUUUCCUUUGAGUAAAGUUGAAAGCCAGUUGAUUCAUCAGUAUGUUACUUUCAAAAUAAAAACAAGGGUGUCUGCAUGUAUCUGAUAUUAGUCCUUACAUGACACUGUAGCUGUAAUUAUAUUAUUUAUACGAUUCUAUUCCAACUAGAUUAAGUUUUGUAUACAAACCUUCUCCCCUAUAAAAUUUAUAAUUUUUUGAUCUGGCAAUAAUCUGAUUUGAAAUUCGAAUAAGUUAAUUUAAUUAUUGUAAAUAUGUGUUCGUUUUUCACCCUGUGAAAGUUCCAAUUUCAGAACUAUACACGUUUAAAUAGAAAAAUGUAAAUAUUGUAUUUUUUAUAUUAUUAUCUAUUCACUCAAGUUACUUGAGCAUUUAAGCGGGCAAUAUAAUUUUUAAUGUACCUAUGUAUUUAAUAAUAUGCCUGAAAUCGGUACUUUUACAUUAUAAUUAUCGAAUGAAUAAGUUUUAAUUAAUUUAAUUGAUCCAGUGGAUGAUAUAAUUUAAUAUAUUGUAUGUAUGAUGCUUCAGCACUUACCUGGGCGCGUAACGUUUGUAAUACAAUAAAAUAAUUCAAUUAUUUAAGAAUACAAACAAGAACUCCCUUGUUUUCUAUUCAAAAUGGCGCAAUAUGGUCCGCACAAAACAUAAUUUGAUUUAUUUAAUUAAUUGGGAAGUAAUCAAUCAGUUUUUUUAUGAUUAUUUUGUAUGUAUUUACAUCAAUGGCUACGCUCUCAGGUUUCGUUAUAAAAUAGAGGUGCUUUACCGCACAGUAGCUUCUAAUUACGUUUGCUAAGUCAUGACAAAAUGAUGAAAAUGAAUAUUCGUUCGGGAGUUGUAUAAGAUAUACAGGGUUACGUUAAACAAAAUGUUUGCACAAAUUUUAAUUGAUUUUAGACAAUUUUAUGGUUGUUUCGUAAUUUGGGAUGGAGACAAGUAAUACUAAAUUAAUAUUAAAUUGGAUAAUGUCGUUCUAAAACCAUAAUUUCUUCUGAAAUAGCGAAAUAUUGUUUGUUGGGUUGUAAAAUAAAGGCGACAAGAUAUCAAAUUACAUGACUUUUUCUCACUUAUUUUUACCGCACAAAUGCUAGAAAUUGCGAAAUGACCAUAAAAUUGAUUAAAAUAAUUUUAUAUCGAGUCUUAUUAUUGCGUUGUGUAUUAUUAUUGUCGAUACAGUUUCUCAAGUUAUACGUUUUUCGAUAUUAUUAUUAUUAUUUCCCGAAUACACAUGAUAGUGCCUUCUCUAUCAUUAACAAUCGUACCCACCAUUUUACCCCACCAUAGAGGUAAAAUUACCCAGAUUUCUUCAAUGUUGCCAAGAGAUAAAAUCGUGUAAUUUUUUCAUGUUAAUAAAUCAGUUUAUGGAGUUACGGUUUAAUAUUAAUUUAUUAUAGUUGAGCGUUUUGUUUAUAAUUUGUAUUUUAUUUCUUGGCGAUAUUUUAGUAGUCUGACUGUAUUUUAUUAUUGUAUUAUUCUACCCGCUACGUACCUAUAAUAAGAUGUAUUUUUAAAUAGUAUUUCAAAUAAGUGUAAUGUAACAGUAUGUGCCUAUCCAAUUUUUUAUUCAUCUAGCAAUAACUUGCUUUAAAUAUUACAUAGUACCAAAUAAUUUUAAACUCUUUAUACCUAUGUAACAUGUAACCAUUUUUAUAUAAGACUAUAUACCCAACUUGUUCCUUUUAAAAGUAUUUCUUAAAAUUAAAUAUACAUUUUAAAACCUUUCAUUUGUAUUCGGGAACUAUUUAAGUUUAGUAGAAAUUUAUAGAAACGUUUUGUGUAUAGUUAUGUAUUCGAUUUCUGAGUUUUUGUUAGUAUCGCAUGUACGCUAGCAUAGUAACAGUAUUCGGAUGCAAUAAAAUAAAUAAAACAUACAUCUAA